CAAAAAAUUGUCGGUUAAAAAAAGAAAUUAAAACCUCCAUUAUCUGAUGGUUAGCUUUCUCCAAAUUAAUUAAUUCAUUAUGCCUCUUCCUCUCCCCCACACUCAUCAAUAAUAAUCAAUUCACAUAAAUAAAUAAAAAGAAAUCACUUGCCUUGCUCUUCAAUUUUCCACUAUAAAAACCAGCUGCAUUACAUUCAAGAAAUAUCAAUACACAAAACACACUCAAACAAAUCAAUCAAUCAUGAAUUCCACUUUCAAGCUACCAGUACUGAUCCCAGUUAUAGCUCUUCUGCUCAUGUGCUUUACUGCAACAACAAUAACUGCCACGGCCCGAAUGGUCGACCCGUAUUCGACCAUAGCAGCCCGACUUAAGUUGGAGGAGGUGCGGGGGGCCACGCCCAAAUGUUGGGAGUCUCUGUUAGAGCUACAAUCCUGCACCGCCGAAGUAGUGCUCUUCUUCCUCAACGGCGAAACUUAUCUCGGGCCGGGCUGCUGUCGGGCCAUUAGAGUUAUCCAGCGUGACUGUUGGCCCACUAUGCUAGGCUCACUCGGCUACACUGCUGAAGAAGGCGAUGUUCUCCGUGGAUACUGCGACGCCGCCACCUCCGCCGUGCCUCCUCCGCCGCCGCCGUCACCUCCCAAGGCCCGUUGAGAGCUUUUCUUUCAACCCCUUUUCGCAAUUUGUAUUCAGUAAUAAAAGCUUAUUUUUGCCAAGAUUUGUUUGCCUUUGAUUUGUAUUGUGGAUUAAAAAUAAGCAAAAUCUU
Molecule: messenger RNA, 764 nt
Organism: Erythranthe guttata (spotted monkey flower)
Lineage: Eukaryota; Viridiplantae; Streptophyta; Magnoliopsida; Lamiales; Phrymaceae
Product: egg cell-secreted protein 1.1
Biological process (GO): double fertilization forming a zygote and endosperm
Source: RefSeq, a predicted model, not a curated record